AUGCCCGACGUUGAAAUGAAACCCGCAGAAUCUAAACAGGUUGAAGAAGAAAAACCUCAGGAGGAACGAAAGCCUGUUCCAGUGCAUCCUCUGGCGGAAAUCAAGAGCAACGUCGCGCUCAUUGACCGAGCAGUGACCACCCUCGAACCCCGAUUCACCCAUCGGGUUUUACGCACUUUGACUGCACUCCGUAAACGUAUCGAUGCUUCGAUCCUUAGGAAUGCUGUUGAAUCCAUCUAUAGCAAAGGGUGGAUACCAGCUGCUUCAGAUUCAGAAGAUCAAAGCAUGGACGUCGAUGCUCCAUCUAAGCCUUCGUUGACGGACGUUGUACCAGAAGUUGAGAUGUACCUCCGACUUUUAAUACUCUAUCAGCUACUCAAGGACGAAGACAAUCACGCGACGGCUCUCGAUUUGGCGAAUGAAACAGUGAAGAAGAUGCAGGAUCUGAACAGGCGUAGCAUGGAUGCCAUUGCUGCAAAGGUCUGGAUGGCAGUUGACCGUGCAUAUUCAGCGAACGAUCUCCUCCCCGAGGCACGGCCACUAUUCCUCGCUGCCCAGAGAACAGCCUCCUUGAGAAACGAUGAUGAGGCCAACGCUGUCCUCCUUAAUUGCCUCCUUAACAACUACCUUUCCUUCGAUCAGCCUUUCCCAGCCCAGCAACUUGUCUCGAAAGCAACUUUCCCCCCUUCCGCGAGUAACGGCCAGCUUGCCAGAUACCACUUCUACCUCGGCCGCAUCAGAGCUAUCCAGCUCAACUAUACGGACGCUCAUACCAAUCUGCAGCAAGCAAUCCGUCGUGCUCCACCUGCAAAGACAGCCCCUGGUUUUUACCAGGCUAUCCACAAAUUCUUUGUGAUUGUGGAGUUGUUGAUGGGUGAUAUUCCAGACCGAAGUAUUUUCAGACACGAGGUUCUGAAAAAGCCCCUCAAUGCGUAUUUUGAAACUGUGAAAGCUGUUAGAUCAGGCUCUCUCGCCCGAUUCGAAGAAACAUUCAAUAAACACAUCUACCAAUUCAAGGAGGACAAUGUAUUUAAGCUUGUUCUCCGCCUUCGCCAGAAUGUCAUCAAGACCGGACUCCGAAGGCUCUCCCUAUCAUAUUCGCGCAUCUCGUUAAAGGAUAUCUGCGUCAAACUUAACCUGGAUUCUGAAGAAAACGCAGAAUAUGUCGUCACCAAGGCUAUUCGAGACGGGGUUAUUGAGGGCAAGAUGGUGCAUGAGCAAGGAUGGAUGGAGUGCGGCAGCCAGAAGAACGGAUACGGGCCAGAAGUCAGUGAAGUAUUCGGACGUCGCAUCGCAUUUUGUCUAGACCUGCACAACCAGAGUGUUAAAGCUAUGCGUUAUCCUCUCAAUGCCCAUCGCAAAGAGCUUGCUGCUGCUGAAGGCGCCCGAGAAAGAGAAAAGGAACUGGCCAAAGAAAUUCAAGAUGGCGACUUGGAUGACGAAGAUCUGGGUCCAGAGUUCUAA
This is a messenger RNA of Psilocybe cubensis, 1464 nucleotides long. RefSeq lists its product as uncharacterized. Gene Ontology annotation, cellular component: proteasome complex; proteasome regulatory particle, lid subcomplex. Bases 1 to 1464 code for a protein of 487 amino acids. Gene Ontology annotation, molecular function: enzyme regulator activity. The record is from RefSeq and is a predicted model, not a curated record. The transcript has 5 exons. Gene Ontology annotation, biological process: regulation of protein catabolic process; ubiquitin-dependent protein catabolic process. NCBI's taxonomy places the organism in Eukaryota, Fungi, Basidiomycota, Agaricomycetes, Agaricales, Agrocybaceae.